Vespula pensylvanica (western yellowjacket) is the source of this 4429-nucleotide messenger RNA. RefSeq names its product elongation of very long chain fatty acids protein-like. The record is from RefSeq and is a predicted model, not a curated record. Gene Ontology annotation, cellular component: endoplasmic reticulum membrane. Gene Ontology annotation, molecular function: fatty acid elongase activity. Bases 424 to 1410 code for a protein of 328 amino acids. Gene Ontology annotation, biological process: very long-chain fatty acid biosynthetic process; fatty acid elongation, saturated fatty acid; sphingolipid biosynthetic process. NCBI's taxonomy places the organism in Eukaryota, Metazoa, Arthropoda, Insecta, Hymenoptera, Vespidae. The transcript is spliced from 6 exons.
GCGAACGUUUCGGAGCUCUCGUCCGCUUCCUCAGUUUUAUGAUAAUCGUUGUAAGGUGUGGAUGUACGAUAUAAAAAGGCGGACGAGGAGAGAGAGAGAGAGGGAGAGAAAAAGCAUCCGAUAGGCGCGCGAGACGAGAGUCGGAGGAAAAGGCCGAGGAGAGAGAUAUAUCGAGAGAAAUAAGUGACUCGAUUCGAUCGAUCGUAGAAUUUUUUCGGCGAAAGACUCGGUGGACUUUAUGUGUUCGGUCAGGUGACAGGAAGGAAGCCGCGAGAGAGGUAAGGUGCCGUGUCGCUACAAGGAUCGGAGGUUCCUCCGGAGGCUCUCGCAAGGCGAGAAGGAGAAAACGCGAGGCGGAGGAAGAGGACGCGAGGAAAGGACGCGAGAGAAGAGAGAAAGAGAAAAGAACAGAUCUGCAUCAAGAUGACGAGCAUCGUGGCGGAUUUGAUUCAUGGCUACAGGGAUCUCAUGGAUAAUAAGUCCGAUCCUAGGGUAAACGACUGGGUGAUGAUGAGCAGUCCCUUCCCAACGAUGGCGAUAUGCCUGUUUUACGCAUACUUUAGUAAAGUAAUAGGACCGAAGUUGAUGGAAAACAAAAAACCGUUCAAUCUUCGACGUCUCCUAAUCGUUUACAAUCUCGUACAGACCCUCUUUUCCACAUGGAUCUUCUACGAGUAUCUGAUGAGUGGUUGGGCGAGAGGAUACAGCUUUCGUUGUCAGCCAGUCGACUACUCGACCAGUCCGUUAGCGCUCAGGAUGGCGAACACAUGUUGGUGGUAUUACUUCAGCAAAUUCACCGAAUUCUUCGAUACGCUGUUCUUUAUCCUGAGAAAAAAGAAUCAGCACGUGUCCACCCUUCACGUGAUACACCACGGCGUGAUGCCCUUUUCCGUAUGGAUGGGUAUGAAGUUCGCGCCGGGUGGUCAUAGUACCUUCUUCGCUCUGUUGAACACCUUCGUCCACAUAAUCAUGUAUUUCUACUACAUGGUCGCGGCGAUGGGCCCGCAAUAUCAAAAGUACAUAUGGUGGAAAAAGUACCUCACUACGCUACAAAUGGUGCAGUUUGUAUUGAUCAUGGUGCACCAGUUUCAGUUGCUCUUCACAGAUUGCGACUAUCCUCGAAGCUUCAUGAUCUGGAUAAGUCUCCAUGGUUUUCUCUUCUUUGGUCUUUUCUCGGACUUUUAUAAAACGAAAUACACGCUUGGGAAAUCGAGGAGUCGUCGUAGCAUGGCAAACGGCACGAACAACGGUGCGUGCAUGCCCGUCCUCAACGAUUAUCCGACGAAACCAAAGCAAAACGGUAUAUCGACGUACGCGACCAUCUACAACAAGGAGUACAACAGUUGUUACAGCAAUGGCACCAACAACGGCUACGUGGCGAACAACAACACCGAAAAGAAGCUGGCUUAGGGCCGUGCCACCAUCUCGAAGAAAGUUCAAAGACUUGCUUCGAGACGCAAGAGAUCCGCUCGCCUCAUCGAAUUUUACAUUCCGUUAACAGCGAAUAAUUCGCGUUGACGCAACGUAGACGACAGUCGCUGCCAAACGAUCGCACAUUGUCCGCCAAAGACGAGAUAGAGAGACGAAGAAGAAAGUGACGAUUGAGAGUACUUCGAGGGGUGGGUUGGGGUGGGGGUGGGGGGGGGGACAAGUCCUCGUCGAUGGAUUCAUCGAGGAAAAAAUGCACCUUUCUUUUCUUGCUUCAGCUUGAUCCAUCAUUUUCCAUAACAUCGGCGAAACGACUUUUCGCUAGAGAAGGACGUUUCGCGUAACGUUGCUGUGUACGUACCGAGUCUUAUAUAUUUAUGCGACACUUGCCUCGGUGUCGAGAGGGAAGAAGAAAGAAGAUGGCAGAGUAGUUGCGUUAAACUUUUCGUCGAACGGACGAAAGACUCGAUUCUCGAGUAACGAGAGAUACGUAGAGCGGACUUAGAUACGUGUCCGAGAGAGGACGAGCGGAUUCGAGGCGAAACGCGCACAAUUGUAAAAAGAAAAAAAAGAACUAAAAGAAAGAAAAAAAAAGGAAAAAGAAAAUUUGAAAGAAAAGAAGUCACGCCCUUGCUUCGCGUGCGUUUCUUCUUUUUUUCUUCUUUUCGUCUUUUGUAAGCUGCCGUUGCACGUCCAGCUAGCAUAAACGUGUGAUGUUUCAUAUGUGAUUUUAAGGUAUUACGGCUAGUAAAAGGGUUGGGUGGAUGGGUGGGUGGUUGGGUAAGGGGAAUCAUCUUUGAAAACUCGCACGCCAACGCGUUUACGUGUUGCACACACACUUACACGUUCACGUACACUUACACGUAGGACAUAUACAUAUGACAUUAUAUACUAUCAAAGAAAAUCAAUCACUAUCCCGAACUCUACUUCCCGUUUCAUCGUCAUCGGAAUCAUCGUCGUCUUGUCCGCGUCUCUCUAUCGCCCUUAUUGUGUUCAAAGGCUUUGAUGUUGGUCGUAGAGUUAAGCGUUUGCCCUUUGCGUGCGCGCGUGCAUUCGAGAAUCGCGCGAUAGGGUGCUGGUUCUAAGUUACUAUAGCGUUUUUAAUAGCGCGAAUUAGAGGGAGCCGUCGUCUACUUUCAAUGGAAAUUUUCGAUCGUUCGAUGAGGUCGCUGGAAAAGAACAAAUUCGAGUACUGAAUUUACGGAACUGUCGUUCUUCCGUGCCUGCCUGCCUGCCUGCCUGUCUGUCCGUCUGUCUGUCUGUCUGUCCGUCUGUCCGUUGUUUAUGGUACUUUCUCUCUCUUUUUCUUUUUCCUUCUUCGUUCGUACGUGUUCGCAUAUCUCUCCUCGUACCUCUCCACGCGUGCAUCUUCGAAUUUCAACGAAAUCGCGUCGCGUUACUUGCCGCGUAUCUGGGCGAAACGUGUGCAAUCAUUUUUAUUUUUAUUAUUCUAUUUUUUCUUUUUCUUAAAUGUUUUUUAUUAUACGUUUGCACGUGUGUACGCGUAUAAAUAUAAAAGCGCGAAACGUGAUCGGAGAGAAGCUCCGAUAAGGAUCGACGAACUUUAUACCUUUCACGUUUUAUCCGAUUAUCGCGAGAAAAUGAGCGAGGAAUUGAUAUAUUCGAUUGGAAUUUGUCGAUCGUAUCUUUUCCUAAGGUAAUACGUACGUAUGGUAAAUAGAGGAGAAAGAAAAAAGGGAACUUUUAUAAAUGAUAAAUUUGUACUAAAAUCAUUGGCGUUUGUACAUUCUCUAUAUCGAUGAACGUUUUAUUCGUAAAUGGUCAAAAAUUGAAAGUUGAAUAAAUAUUCGACGACUGGAGGUUCGAAUGAUUUAGUAUACAUGUGUAUAACGUAUACCUUGAUCGCUUUUCCAUUUUUUCUUUUUCCUCUCCACGAUCUUUCAUUACGGUCGAUGGUUCGAUGCAUAAUUCGACGUCGCCGAUUAAAAUUCGCCGAUUACUUCAGCAUAUUCAAUACCUUCCUUUUUAUGUCUUGACCGCAAAGUGAAUGCACUUGUCCUCUUUUCGUCGCACAAGCGUACAGGCAUACGCGAACCAUUCACGAGAAAGAAAAAAAAACGGAACAUGAUUCGACCACUUGAACUGUCGACUUGGAAUAUAAACUAAUACGUGUGUCAGCGAUUUCUUUUCGGAAGCUUUUUGUAAAUUCGACGUGUUAAAAGCGAGCGAGCGAGCGAGCGAGAGAGAGAGAGAGAGAGAGAGAGAGAGAGAGAGAGAGAGAGAGAAGAGUGGACGGAAAAAGAGAAACGAAAGCGAACGAAAAGCGAAAAAGUAGACAAAGGUUGAGAAAAUUAAGGCGCUUCUUUUCUUCCUUCAAACCGUAAGAAGCGAAGGGGUCGCGUGUACCCUUUGAACGUUGGAAAAAUAAAAAAAGUGUCGAGAUUACAAAGAUUACUUUUCGAUGGCGUAUUCGCGCGAGAAAGUACGAAUGGUUUAACGAGCGAGACUAAUCGAAAAAGGAGCUAGACGUAUCGAUAGGCACAAAUGGAAUUUAUUUUUCGCGGAAUCGCGAAACGAUCGCGUCGAAAGGUGUUGGCGCCCUUUGUGUUCUUAUCCCAGCUAAUAAAAAAAUAAACGAAGAAAUGUACUAAAGGAUAAUGCGCGCGGAAGGGCAGACUCGACUCUGUAUCGAUGUAAAGGGAAGGACCGAUAUCUUUGUACAUAAAAAAGGAAAACAAAAGAUACGAGUACGGUAUACGUAUAAAAACGAUUAUAACGAAACUUUAGAAUCGAUCGAUGAUAAAGAGAAUCGUUUAAAGGAGAAAUAAAUAAUAUCGGCGAUCGAUCGUCCUUGGCAACCGUCGAGAACGACGGACCGCUCGACGAGAUAAGACCAGGAAGGACGGUUGCAUGCGUCUAUCUAUUGUCGCGUACCUAAUGUUAUAAUAAUACGAACUCUGUAACCGUUAUCGAUUCUCAUUAUAUUUUUGUACAUAAUUGGGGAGAAUUGCUCGAGAAUAAAACGAGAUUGAAGAAACGA